Molecule: messenger RNA, 8281 nt
Organism: Aplysia californica (California sea hare)
Lineage: Eukaryota; Metazoa; Mollusca; Gastropoda; Aplysiida; Aplysiidae
Product: dynamin-binding protein
Exons: 19
Coding region: 115-5649 (1844 amino acids)
Cellular component (GO): cytoplasm
Molecular function (GO): guanyl-nucleotide exchange factor activity; protein binding
Source: RefSeq, a predicted model, not a curated record
AUGGCGUCGUAGUAGGAAGUUACCAUUGUUGACAUUACCGUUCACAAUGUUUUCUUUGCAGAUUUGUUUGGCACAUUGAACGUAAGAUCAUGCAUCUUGUAUAUAUAUGAAAUUAUGGUGCAAAUCGGCCAGUAUGUGCAGACAGUCUAUGACUUCCAUGGAGAGACGGCCUCCGACCUCAGCCUUACAGUGGGAGAUGUGGUCAAGGUCACAGAUGUUGUUGAUGAAGGCUGGGUCACUGGGUCAAAGGUCGGGGGCAAUUCUGAAAGUUCUGGGAACUUCCCUCGAGCUUUUGUGGAACCGCUGGUUCUGCCUUCGAUCCGUACAGGCCAAAAGCUGUUCUUAGCGCUUCAGGAUUUCCCAGCUGAUCAGAUUGGAGAUCUUGAACUGACCAAAGGUGACAUCCUUGUCGGAACCGAAGCUGUGGAUGAGUCAUGGUGGCGGGGCAAGUCUGGACCCUUAAAAGGUAUUUUCCCCCUGACUUUUGUCGCAGAGCUGGAACAAGAUGACGGGCCGAGGUCAAGGUCAGCCAGUGCACGUUCAGGCAGCCUCAAGUCACGGUCGAGCAGUCUCAACUCCCAUGUGGAGAGUGUGCACGAUGGGAUCACUCGUGUCAGCGAAGUCUUUGCUCGUGCGCUUGUCGGCGUGUCACCGCAGCUGGACGGAGAGUUGGCAUUUCAGGCUGGGGAUCUCAUAGAAAUAACUGAGAUUCUAGACGAUGACUGGAUGUACGGACGUUGUCGUAACAAGGAGGGUCUUGUUUCAGCAGUUUGUGUUGAGCUUCUAGAAGAUGACUCAGGAGGCGAUAAGGUAGUAAACUCUGCUUUCUCUUUGUCUUCUGAGACUGGAUCGGUGCCACUUCGACCAGAUCAGACUUCUAAUAUGGCUGGAGUAGGCUCACGGCCUUCUUCUGCUGGUGAGGAUUAUCGUGGGAGAAAUUCGUCCAACGGGUCAUACACAAGUGAAAAUACGAGGUCGCAUGAUGCAGAAAUUACACCCUAUGGGAGGAUCUUGUACUCUUUCACAGCUCAGUUACCGACUGAGCUUUCUGUGUCAGAGAAUCAGAUUGUCACUUUGAUCAAGCACGUGGAUGCGGAUUGGACAGAAGGGGAAGUGGAUGGCAGGAGGGGGUUGCUUCCUACUGGGUUCAUGGAGGUCAUAGUAGAUUGUCCUUAUGCUUACAAUGAUAGUCAGAUGUAUAGUUCCGAGCUUGAGUCUGAUUUAGAGUCGACAAAGCUGCAUUCUUCUGUCGAAAACUAUGAGAAUGUAGAAGCAAAACAAUUUCUACAGAGGGAAACUGAUGAGUCUCAGCAGAAUGGAUUUUUGUCAGCUGGGGAUGCAGCAAGCGAAGAUGUUGGUAGUCUUCCUGUGAUUACUGCAAGUGUGGUCGGAAAAGUUGAGUUGUCCUCAAGUGUUGUAAAUGAAGCUGCAGAAGCGUCUCAUGAAAUCGGUCUGGUUCUCCACGCAUUCACAGCUGAAGUAUCUGGAGAUGUGUCUGUGUCAGAGGGGGAUACUGUGGAAGUGAUCCGGCAAGUGGAUGAGAACUGGCUUGAGGUCCAAACGGAGGCUGGUCUUACAGGUCUUGUGCCGAGGAACCAUGUAGAAAUCAUUGGACCAUGGCCUAAGGUGGACAGCAGAUCUGGGUCUGUUUCAUCUGACUCCACAAGUGCCCCAGUCCCACCUGUAGAUUCUGCGAUUACCCAGCCUUCUGGCCCACAAGAAAGUUCCUUUUCUCCAGAUCCCCCUGCUGCUGUGGAUAAUAGCUCACAAGCAAAGGCGCUAGAGAGUGAAAGUCACCGAGCUGCUGGAUCGAUACUAUCUAUGAUAUCUGACCCAAAGUCUCAAAUCACUACCUCAUCAAACUUAGAGGGUGCAAUCUCAGAAGCUUCCAGCUUUGAAGGAUCUGGGAUUUCAGAAAAAAAAUUGGAUCCUCUGUCUGAAGGGUUAGAGCAUGAAAAGCAACCAGAGAUAGACAGUGGAUUAUGCUUGGCUAGUCAAAAAGCAGAAAACAGAAAAGUCUCAUCAGGCCAAAAAGUUGAAAGGACUUAUACCCCUCGGCGACCAGCUCCUGUAGCCAAAAGUCAACCCCCUUUACCUUCCACAACCCCUAAUAUGGGGCUGAGGCGACAGUCUUUACCUCCAAGGGACAAACCUCCUCUGUUACCAAAGCCAUCAAUAGCCCCCAAACCUUCACUCGCUCCAAAGCCUAAGUCUUUCAAUUCUCCCAAAAGUUUUUCCUUUUCCUACACAAGUGGCUCGGCUGCCCAUCCCCACCGUGCUAUACCUCCGUCUGAGAAGCCUGGAGAUGGGCUAAGAGUUUUAGACACUUUGAUUGAAGGAGAGAUUGAAAAAGCGAAAAGCAGAACAUCUUCUCAGAGCUCAGAUGCUCUCAGUGAUGUGAGCUCAUCAUCGGCAGGAGUGGCCACAACUCUCACAAGUGGACAGAAAGCUUCUUCUGUUUCUCUCCCGCCGACUACUCCAUCAGUAAGCACGCAGUGGAACAGCAGCGGAGAAAAGAAUGUGAUAAUGAACUCUUUUGAUCCUCUCAGCUCUCCAGUAGUAUCACAGUCCCCUGUCAGGAACCAACCACAGCAUCCCUCUGGAGCAUCCAGCCGCAGGGGUAUGCUAGCUCCCUCCUUGAGUAUGAAUGAUGCAGAUAUUGGCAAUAGCAGUGACUCUGAUAGAAGACGUUCAGCCUCCUACACUGAACGUAGCAAAGUGCCACAGAGAGCUGACUGCAAUAGUAGCGUCAAGGAACACCCAUCUCAAGGCGCAGCAUUUGUGAACAAAGCUUUUCAGAUGGAAGUAGAUGAAGGAAAUCUACUCCGUUUAGGCACCACUCGACCACCACCACCGUCUAGACCACCCACGCGAGCUCCACCUCCUAGACCUGUCUCUUCUGUAUCAGUCGACACCCCUGCAUUUUCUGCCAAGCUGAAGGCCCCGCCCCCUCGUCCCACUGGCCCGCGGAUGGCCUCUGCACCAUCAAAGACACCUCUGGUCCCUGUAAAGGUUGAGUCCAGACCAAAGCCUGUUCCUCUUAGGUCUGCCCCCAAGCCCCCUGUGCCAGGUACUCAGAAUGUGGCUCUGGCUGAAAACAAAGAUGCAAAUAAUGUAAACAACAGCAGUGUUACUGCACCACCUCCGCCAAUGACAAUGCAAGUUCCAAGAAGACAGCCACCGCGACCGCAGUCUUUUCCUGCCCCUCCCAAGCGCCCCCCUCCUCGACCUGCAGACCUGAUAUCAUUCAGUCCCGAAGGGCAUACUCAAGAAAUAGAGGAAGAGGAUGAUGAAACCAAAAAAGAAAUGAUUGCGGAUCUGAAGGCAAAGCUGGAUGAAAACCAGGCUGAUAUUAAGAAAUAUGAACAGACCAGGGGCGACCUACAGGCCAGUCUGUGCCGCGCCGAGGAUGCCACGAAAGAGGAGGAGACGAGGGACAACCUGGACUUUGUCAGCAGCACGCUGGUGGGUCUCCGGGAGGAGGAGCGGAGUCUCAAAGAGAAUUUAUUCGCCCUCAGCCCGCAAGAGGCCCGGCUUGAGAAGGCACGCCUGCUCGCCGCUCAACAUGCAGAGGAGGAGGAGCGAAGGAAGGAGGAGGAGAGGAAGAAGGCAGAGGAGAUGAAGGAGAAACACCGUGAGCAGAGGGCAAAGGUCAUAGAUGAGAUCCUGGAGACGGAGAAGGAUUAUCUGGUCAGCCUGCAGCUGUGUUGGGAAACUUUCCUUGAUGGCCAGGAGCCUCCCAGUGGUGUGGACCUACACUUCCUCCUGGGCAACAUGGAGGAGAUAGCAGACGUGAGCCAGAAACUGCUGGUCAAUCUGGAAACAUGUGUGGCAGGCAAGACGUUUGAAGAACAGACUGUUGGUAAAUGCUUCACAUUCUUUGCGGAAGACAUGAAGAACACAUAUGCCCCCUACUGCCGUAACCAUGACGACGUAAUCACAGCAAUGGAGCGUUACUCAGAGAACCCGAGCAUCGGUGACUACUUCAACCUGAAGCUGGAGACGAUGCGAGAGCAAAUGAAUGUCUUUGAUGUAGCAGGGAUGCUAAUCAAACCGGUGCAGAGGAUACUCAAAUAUCCUCUUUUUCUCAACGAGCUGCUUAAGAAUACAGAGGAUGGCCACCCUGACAAAGAAGACAUUGUAUUGGCCAUCAAGGCCAUGACAGAUGUGGCCAAGGCCAUCAAUGAAUACAAGCGGCGCAAGGACUUGGUGUACAAGUACAAAAAGUUCUCCGACCAGACCUUCUCUGACAAGAUCUCAAAACUUAACUUGCACUCAAUCAAAAAGAAAUCAUCCCGCAUCAGAGGACGACUCAGCACCAACUUUGGUAUUGCCCUACAGUGUAGAGAUGAAGCAUUUGAAAGGGAGGAGGCUCGCUUUCGCAGUUUAGAAAAGGCAGUUAGGAUCUUUCAACGCAGUGUGCAGCAAUACAUGGAGCAAAGUCAGGAGGCGAUGCGGUGCCAAGAAUCUGUGGUGGAGGAUAUCUCUGACUUCUACCGCGACAAGGAAUGUGUAGAGGUCACCCGCUACAAAGCUGUAAGCGGGAAGUUUCUUGACUUAUAUGAGAACAUGCGUAAGACAAUCGAAGAAGUUGUGAUGGAGCCCCUGAACUCUCUAAUUGCACUAUUCAACGCUCCGUCCCACGUGAUAGAGAAACGUUUCGACAAGUUACUGGACUACAACUAUCAGCUGGGAAAGACAGAAAAUGAUAAGGAGCUGCAGGCGGCUAAAAAUGACUAUGAAGCCAUGAAUGCUCAGCUUCUCGAUGAACUACCGAAGUUCUACAGUGUGGCUUUCACCUUGCUACGACACUUUGUGGCAGCGUUUGUUCUGGCUCGACGCGACUUUAUGGAUCAGGCGCUUCGAGAGAGCUGUGCACUUUUAGAGCUGCCAUCCAUUCUUGGCAAGUCAAACAUGAUGGAGACGUUCAACAUUCGGCACACAACAGCCUUUGACCACAUGUCACUGAAAAAUCUAACUUUAUUUAUGCAGUCACAGCAGCAGACCACAAGUCCUGGAUCACAGAGUGAGAGCCAGCGUGCGUACCUACGUCAACAGUUUGUCCCGAGUAAACUGUUCACGGUGACCUCCACCCACAACGCUGUGGACCUCAUGGACAUCUCACUCACAGAAGGGACACUGGUGGGCGUGGUCAAGGAGCUGGACCCCAUGGGCAACAAAGAGCGCUGGUUCGUCGACGAUGGUGUGACAAAAGGCUUCGCUCCGUCCAGCAUCCUUACGCAGGCCUCGGCCUCCCCUCCGGGCAGUCAGAGCCACCUGGUGGUAGAUGACGACGUACUCUCUGUACACUCCUACGACAGCGGCGGCGGGGGCAGCGACAACAUCAGCAUCAACGAUGGUGGCCGUGUCACUUACACUGCCUCUUCUCCCCCCGGGGCCAGUGGUGGUUCUGGAGACCAUGCUGCAACAUCUCAACAGGAGCCUGAGGCGCCUCAGUAUCAGUAUUACUACGCACUCUACAACUUUGAAGCACGGCACCAGAACGAGGCGUGUCUGACGGCCGGUCACCCAGUGACUGUUCUGGCUUUCCAGGAUGUAGACGGCAACUCAGAGUGGUGGCUCGUGGACUCUGGUGGGACUCGAGGCUACGCUCCAGCCAAUUACAUGGCUCCUAUGCCCUACAGCUAACACUGUUAUUCUCUCAGUAGUAAAAGAAGCAGUGUGUUGUGGUGGCUCAUGAAUGCUAAAAUUGAUCACCAAAUUGUAUUGAUUUCCUGUUGUUCAAAUCGCUGAUGGCAUAAGGGGAGGUGUGCUGUAGUGGUUAAUAAAUGAUCAAAUUGAUCUUCCAGUUAUGUUGAUUUCCUGGAAUUCUAAUCAGUAAUGGCAUGAGGGAGUGUACUGUGGUGGCUAAUAGAUAAUUAGAUUGGUCACCUUUUUGUAGUGAUUUCCUGGGGUUCAAUUAUUGUUUUGGGGAUAUUUUUUGUUGUUGGGGGAAUCAGUCCUUCAAGUGUGGCUUCAAGAUGGCUGUGUCUGUGUUUCAAGUGCUAGUAAUAAUAAUCCAAUAACAGUUCCUGGAAUGAUGCUGCUUCUGUGACUUGAUAUCUGUUCUUGCAUGCUCUUUAGUUGUUUAUUAAUUUAUCUAUUUAGAUGCAGAAGCUAACCUAUACUUAUCCCGGCCGGCAGAUAUUCAAAAAUGAAAAUGUGUCUUACCUUGUACAUCUCGUAGUUUUUUGUUUGUGUAUGUUUGUUUGUGGGUUGUUUUUUUUUUCAAAUUAAUGUUGCUAUGACUUUGUUCUUAGUAGUUUAGUCUUUCUUCCCUUGUGUGUUUUUGCUAUGGUUUAUAGCUUUCAUUCUCAGUAGUGCUUCUGUUACACUUUUGACUGACAUGUUUUGUAUAUGGUGGCCUGGGAAAACCUGACUCUUUAUCAUUUACUUUACCUUUUAAAUUGAUACUGAAAUUUGAAAGCCCUUAGAUUUCCCUAUGUGCCACAGUGCAAUUUUAUAAAAAUGCAUAUGUAAAUGCAUGGAAGAACUUAAGGAUUAUAAAGUGGAGAAAAAUGCUUUUUGAGGGAAGCACUUAUUUUCCAGAAUAUUGAGGCACCAUUUGUCAUCUUGAAGGAUACUCACGCCUGAACCAAACCUGCCAGUAACCAAGCCACACCAGUCAUUUCUAUUGAUAGAAUACUACCAGAGCUCUUAAAAACUCUAUCAUUCUCAUCUGUUGGAUGAGGAGACGCAUAAUUUGACUACUGAGCAAUUUGUCAGAUUUACGCUCCACAACAUUUUUUUUGUCGUAUUUGAGCUUUGUUAACUACAAUUUUGUCAGACAGAAAAAAAUUAACGAAAGAAAUGAAAAUGAUACAGGUUCAAAUUUGGUAGAAGUGCAUGUUAAAUGAUCUUUGAGCUGCAUCUCAGAUCAGGUAAAUUUUCCCAGGUCACCAGUCUUAUAAAUGGCAUCUACAUGUCAUGUUUCUGCCGAAAUGUCUGCCUUUUAAGGUUAGCGGUUUGAAAGUGAAUGGCCAGGAUCAGAGGCCUCUGUGGGUUUUAUGAUGAAAGUUGUCUAGCACAGAUUUUAAGUGCUUCUUCGGCCAGUAUUGUGACAAUCGAUGAUAUCAGAUUGGAGUAGCCCCUUCUUAGAUAGUUUUUUUCUUGGUCUGAGCAAUGAGGUUCUCUUGUGAAAUACUGUUAAUGCCUUUGAUGAAGGCAUCUCUUAGAUCAAAUGUGUUUGUUCUUGCUUUGGUAAGGGAAAUGUCACACUUAAUAUUAUUUAUUUGCCUUUUUUCUGUCACCAUCUUAGCGUAUUAACUUAUUUAUUGAUCAAGUUGUCCUUCACAAUAAUACCUUUUCUGUUUUUCACUUAUAGUAUCACUGUUGUCCCUCGAUAAUUUCUUCUUAUCCCAUGUCAUGAAAAUCCUGAUUUACAGAUAUUCUGUUGUUGUAAACCAGGACUAUAAACAGCAUGGUGUAUUGAAGAUUCAUGCAGCAUUCAUCGAGUCAUGAUCAUAAAGGGGAAGACAUUGUGAGGUUUUCAUGUGACUUCGAAUAAUUCUAAAUGGUGUGUCCCUUAGUUGAUUGAUGAACAGUAUUUCGAAGUUUGGAAAUUUCUCUCACUAUUCCUGAACAUCUUCUCUUUCCGGUGUCCCCAUAGGGAAACAAGUUCUUUACCCUCAAAAGUACCUUCAUCUUGUUUCAUACAGCAUUAUACUUUACUUACUCUGAAACUUAUGAAGUUAUAUAAAAGAUAUGUUCAGAUAUCUAAAAGUAUUUAACUGAGUUUUUUGUUACACAUACAUGCAAAAUAUUAGAAUUGUGUACUAAGAACUGCAUUUGACAAACUCACGCCAGGCUUAAUCGUAUAGUCACAUUUACACCUGUGUUAAACUUAAGUACAAACGUCAAGAUUUUUGUUCAUAAACAAGUAUUUAAUAAUUUUAUUUUGUUACAGGUCCAUUCAAAUUGCAAAAUAUUAGAAUUGUGUCCUAAGAAUUGCAUUUGACAAACUAGUAGUGGGCUUAAUCGUAUAGUCAGUUUCAUCUGGGUACAAACAUCAAUGAAUUUUGUUCAUAAACAACUGGCUCUUAAAUUUUAUUGGGCAUUAGCUUUCUGAUAAAUGGGAGUAGGCUAAUUCUGCAGGUGUCUGAGGUGCGGUCAAUGAAAAUUCUUUAUAAUUCAAUAUUGCAAGCUAAAUUGUUAUUUUCAGUGUAAGCAUUUUACAUUGUAUGCACCCUAUUAUAAUAUAUCUGUUUCCUGAUACCUUACUGAUAUUUUGAACCGUAUUAAUUUACCUUGUGUCAAUAAACCUGUUUGCAACUCUCAACUA